Molecule: messenger RNA, 1017 nt
Organism: Phalaenopsis equestris
Lineage: Eukaryota; Viridiplantae; Streptophyta; Magnoliopsida; Asparagales; Orchidaceae
Exons: 2
Coding region: 186-758 (190 amino acids)
Source: RefSeq, a predicted model, not a curated record
AAAAUAAAAUUCUAUUUUUUCUAUUAAACAUCGCAAAGAGCUGCGAGCUCGAAAGAUGGGAAGAGGAGGAAAGCAGAAGCUACUAGAAACAUCGCGUUCUUGAGGGUUCAAGGAUCGACAGGGGAAGAUUUGUUUCGUGGGGGCAAACACGAUCUAUAAAAGAGAAGAAGGGCAAGAACCCAUCAAUGGAUUCUAUGAACAUCGAUGACGUCCAUGGUGCCCGUCAUCAGACUGAGGAUGCUGAACCCUUUAUGACGGCAACAGCGGUCGUCCGUGAUGCCUCGGGACUCACAGUUGUCGACGGCCGUGAGAAUAGUUGGCCACUCCUUGAUUUGGCACGGCAGCUUGUAACGCAGGGCAAGCCUUCUCUUGCUCUCCGGGCGGUUGUCACUGCAGUAAAAUCUGAUGGAGGUGACCAGGCUGUCCUCCACACUCUCAACCGUGCCCAAGAACUCUACAUCAACAGGCUACGAGCGGAUGCCGCUGCCAACGAGUUAGCCUCCUUAUUCGCGGAAUGCGCAAUAGCCGAAGCUCGCCCGCAGAAUCCCAUCGUCAAUCCGUCGCUCCAACAACUCGAUGCAACCAACCUAACCUUGUUGCAUGAUGUAAGUGACGCUUCCAUACUCGCGCAGAGUGGCAGAAUGCAGAUCAUGUUGGAUGCUUUCGCCGAUGGGAGCAGCUUUAUCUGUCUCAAAUGUGGAGGACUCGUUAGCAAUCAUCGCAGGGAUGAACAUUUGAUGUAUUGGUGCGGCGGCUGAAAGUCCGACGAAUCUUUUUAUCACUGUUUUUUGCAUUUUGGAUGGUUGUAUGAUGCAUUUUUAACAGUGGGAGAUGUGCUUGAAUAAUUUGGUAGGCAUGUAUAGUUUCAUUUGAGAUUGGUCGCCAUUUUCGUGCUGUAAAUAUGGUUUUUCUUACCUGGAAAUGCUUCUGAAGUUACAGAGGAAACUGAAAUGGAUUUUGAAUUUAUAAAUAAUGUUGGAGUAUUUAUGAGUAGGGGAUGUACAUACAUACCAUAGA